Molecule: messenger RNA, 7519 nt
Organism: Crotalus tigris (Tiger rattlesnake)
Lineage: Eukaryota; Metazoa; Chordata; Lepidosauria; Squamata; Viperidae
Gene: UBTF
Product: upstream binding transcription factor
Exons: 21
Coding region: 456-2735 (759 amino acids)
Source: RefSeq, a predicted model, not a curated record
GAAUCGCGAAAGUUAAACCCACAACCUGGUGAGGUCAAACACAGAAAGCGAGACCGAAGCCCUGGAAACAUGUUUUCGUUUUACCAGUCCCAUCUAGGGAGCAGAUGGGAAAAAUGGGGACUUGUGAAGAAGGUUGCCUAAGGAUCCGGGAGCCGAAGAGACCGGCUGAUUGGAAGAAAAAAGCAGGGAGAUGGAGGCGGGGGAAGUGCAAGCUCUCUGCGGGGACUGGAGCGAGUCCACGCCCGGGGCCAGCGCUGCAGAGCUGGCGUGCAUUCAACCAACGCUUCCUAGCUAAAGCAAGCCCAGGAAAGAAGGGGGAAAAGGGGGGAAGCUUUUCUCCAAAGUCUUUCCGAUCUGCAGGGUGAAAAUUGUUUGACGCCACCGUGAAGGGGGAAGACAGGAAGCUGGAAAGGGGAGACCCAGGAGGUGUCACCCUUGGGUCUGUGAAGUGGAGGAUGAACGGAGAAGCAGAUAGUCCAACUGAUUUAGAAAUGACAGCCCCCAAAAAUCAAGACCGUUGGACCCAGGAAGACAUGCUGACCCUCUUGGAGUGCAUGAAAAAUAACCUGCCCUCCAAUGACGGCAGCAAGUUCAAAACCACGGAAUCCCAUUUGGACUGGGAUAAAGUCGCCUUCAAAGACUUCUCUGGUGAUAUGUGCAAGAUGAAAUGGAUUGAGAUAUCCAAUGAGGUGAGAAAGUUCCGGACCUUGACAGAAUUGAUAAUGGAUGCUGAAGAACAUGUGAAAAACCCAUACAAAGGCAAAAAACUGAAGAAGCAUCCUGACUUCCCCAAAAAACCUUUGACUCCGUAUUUCCGUUUCUUCAUGGAAAAGCGAGCAAAAUAUGCUAAGCUACAUCCAGAGAUGAGCAACCUGGAUUUAACCAAGAUUCUUUCAAAAAAAUAUAAGGAACUCCCCGAAAAGAAAAAGAUGAAGUAUAUUCAGGAUUUCCAACGAGAGAAACAAGAUUUUGAGCGGAAUCUGGCAAGAUUUAGGGAAGACCAUCCUGACCUCAUUCAGAAUGCCAAGAAAUCUGAUAUCCCAGAAAAACCCAAGACCCCCCAACAGCUCUGGUAUACUCACGAGAAGAAGAUCUACCUGAAAGUCCGACCCGAUGCCACCACGAAGGAGGUGAAGGAAGCGUUGGGCAAGCAAUGGUCUCAGCUCUCGGACAAAAAAAGGCUGAAAUGGAUUCAUAAGGCUCUGGAGCAGCGGAAGGAGUAUGAGGGAAUGAUGCGGGAUUAUAUACAGAAGCAUCCAGAGAUGAACAUUGAGGAGGGAGCACCACCACGGUCCACCCUAACAAAAGCAGAGAGGCAGUUGAAGGACAAGUUUGAUGGGCGACCCACCAAACCCCCUCCAAAUAGUUAUUCUCUUUACUGUGCUGAGCUGAUGGCAAACAUGAAAGAUGUCCCAAGCACAGAACGGAUGGUGCUCUGCAGUCAGCAGUGGAAACUUCUUUCCCAAAAGGAAAAGGAUGCCUACCACAGAAAAUGUGAUCAGAAAAAGAAAGAUUAUGAAAUUGAGCUUUUGCGUUUCCUGGAGAGCCUGCCUGAAGAAGAACAACAGAGAGUUUUGGGAGAGGAAAAAAUGCUGGGAAUAAAUAAGAAAGGUGCCACCAGCCCUGCCUCUAAGAAGUCAUCACCAGAUGCCAGCAAGGGAGGUUCUGAAAAACCCAAACGACCCGUUUCUGCUAUGUUUAUCUUCUCGGAGGAGAAACGCAAGCAGCUGCAGGAAGAGCGACCCGAACUAUCAGAGAGUGAACUGGCACGGUUGCUGGCACGGAUGUGGAAUGAUCUUUCAGAGAAAAAAAAGGCCAAAUAUAAAGCUCGGGAGGCUGCCCUAAAAUCUCAGACAGAGAAAAAGCAUGGUUCUGACAAGGAAGAUCGUGGCAAACUUCCUGAGUCACCCAAGACUGCUGAGGAGAUCUGGCAGCAAAGUGUUAUAGGAGAUUAUCUUGCCCGCUUUAAGAAUGACAGGGGGAAAGCACUAAAGGCCAUGGAAACUACCUGGAAUAAUAUGGAGAAAAAAGAAAAACUUAUGUGGAUUAAGAAAGCAGCGGAAGAUCAAAAACGAUAUGAACGAGAACUGAGUGAGAUGAGGGCACCACCAUGUUCAACAAAUGCCUCCAAGAAGAUGAAAUUCCAGGGAGAGCCAAAGAAACCCCCCAUGAAUGGAUAUCAGAAAUUUUCUCAGGAGUUGCUUUCAAACGGUGAACUCAACCACCUUCCUCUGAAGGAGCGGAUGGUAGAGAUUGGGAGCCGCUGGCAACGGAUCUCUCAGAGCCAAAAGGAUCAGUAUAAAAAGUUGGCUGAAGAACAGCAGAAACAGUACAAAGUGCACCUGGACAUGUGGCUAAAGACCUUAUCACCGCAAGAGAGAGCUGCCUACAAAGAGCAUACCUCCAGUAAACGUAAGAAUAUGGGAAAGAUGCGAGGCCCAAAUCCAAAAAUGAAACCUUCAGUGCAAGCCAAAUCAGAAUCUGAGGAAGAGGAUGAAGAUGACGAUGAUGAUGACGAGGAUGAAGAGGAAGAUGAAGAGGAUGAUGAGAAUGCUGAUUCCUCUGAGGAGGGAGGAGACUCUUCAGAUUCAAGUAGUGAAGAGGAAAGUGAAGAUGGGGAAGAGAAUGAAGAAGAGGAUGACGAAGAGGAUGACGAUGAUGAGGACAAUGAAUCAGAAGGCAGCAGCAGUUCCUCAUCCUCUUCAGGAGACUCUUCUGAUUCGGACUCCAACUGAAUUGUCUUUCAUCUUCCACCUUCCUUACUGUACUUUAUUCGGUUUUCUUUUUCCGGAUAAUAAUAACAUUGCAGCUGGAGAUCUGGGAUGGGGAGGAAACAGAGGGGGGGGGGGGAAAUCACUGUGGUUUAAUUAACCCUUUCUUCACAAGCCUCACACUGCAUUAACAAUGUGUAGCUGUGUGGGAGAGGAGCAAGGGGCAGGAUACACAAUAGCUGACAACCAGCAGAGGGGUGUACUUUUCCUUUUUUUGUGGGUGAUGAUAGUGUGGGAAACUAAUUUCAUUAUAUAAUCCCUUCUUUCUCCCUCCCCUUAAAUCUCUGUUUAUGAGAGAUAACAGGGGUCAUUGCAAAAUCCAGACCCCUUUAACUUCUUUUCUCCUUCUCAUUUUCAUCCCUCUUUCAACCCCCAGUUCUAGCCACCAGCUUGGGACUUUGUACAAAUUCUUUUUUAAACAACAACAUGGCAAUGAGACGUUUCCCCCUUUUUUCUCCGUCAACCCCAGCAAACAGCCAAGGAGAGAUGGAUUGUGAAAGAGCACGAGCCAUGGCAAUUUGCUAGUGAGCCCUAUCAAUCCUUAAAAUGGACAAUCUUGUAUAGUCUUGAUCUUUCACAUUUUGACAAAAGAGAAAGAAAAAGAAAACAAAAUGGCUGCAGCUGCACUUAGCAAUUUCCUGUGACAAACUGGAUAUCCAGCAUUUCCUGCUGAGGGAAAUGGGGGUUGUGGGGGGGUCAUAUUUUGUGUGAGUGUGUUGCAAGGGUCAAGGGAUAGAAGAGGGACUGAAGAACAGGAUUUUUUUAUUAUUUUUUAUUUUUUUGCAAAGGGGGAAUGUCUGGCAUACUGUUGAAGAUGGAGAGAAUUUCAAGAACUCCAAGUGACUGACUUUAUUUUGCUGGAAUGGACUUUUCUGUCAUUUUUCUGACCAGCAUUUGGAUAAAAGACCGUAGUAGCCAGACCCCUUUGGGUUGAUGUUGUUGUUAAUAUAUAUAUUUUUUUUUACAAUGAAGUGACCAAUAAUUGUACCAAAAUGGGGCAUUUUGUUGACUGUCUUUGAGAGGGGUGGUUGGUUGUGGGGAUCAUAUGUGUCAUUAGCAUUUUUUAAAAAAAAUAUUUUAUAAACCAAGUAAGACAACCAUCUUUUUUUACAACAAAACGUUCCCUCUUUGACAUUAGCCUCUUUACAUGUCUUUUAACGAAUGCAGAAUCCAGUAGUUUUAAGAUCUUGAGAAAAAAUGAUUUCUGUGAGACUGUGUAAUGGAGAAAUACAGAUAUAUGCUUUUUUUCUCAACAUGUCUUGAACACACUGAGCUGAAUUUUCAUUCAACUCUGAAUAGAAAUGUGUCAGGAAAGGACCAGGCACACAAGUUUUCUUUUCCUGCCCCAAUCCCCUCUUUUCUUUAGCAUGGCUUUUAAAUAUCUGUGGAAGUUCUGUAAAUUAGGCUAUGAUUUAGGAGAAACUAGCUAAGCAUAUAAAUUACAAAUAGCCAAUUUCUAAAUCAUAGGCGAAGUUAAUAAUAUUUUGUAUGUAGGUAUUGCAAUAAAACAAAGUUAAGUGAUAACAGAAGUGAAAGAUUCCAAUCUUGGAUUUCAUAGCUACAUUGAACUUUUUAAAAGGGUGGCAAUCAUAUAAGGCAAAGGUUUGAGAAUAAGCUCCUAAAUCAUCUUCAAAUAGGCCAAUAUAUUUGGGGAAAAAAUAACAGUUACUAUCUUCAAAUCAGAAACCAUUCAUUGGACAAUUAAGUUUUUAAGACAUAACUUUUUUCUAUUUUGUUUUUUCACCUUUUUUGCUUUUUUAUUGAAAAACUUACUGUUCUUACAAUGUUUCUACAUUUUUAUAAUCACAACCAGUUAAGUAUGAUUUAGAAUAAUUGGCAACCUUAAUUUUCAGGGAUCCUGCCCAGGACUAUAGGAGGUAUGAUUGAACCCUUGCCUGGAAAGGAUUGAAACAAUAAAUUAGAUGUGUAUUUCACCUCCUAUUCACCAUGAAAAAAGAGACAGACAUUUUCAAUCCUGUCAGCUCUAGUGGCCAAAACAGGACAUGGGGAAAGACAAAUUCUGUCUUCAUUGAUAAAAGAGCCAUAAGCCACUCUGCCACCAUUUGUUCCUGAUUUUUCAUCUGGUUGACAUAAAGGAAGGGUGUGAUUGUUUCCAGGUCAAGUUUCUCUUGUUGCUUCCUUCCCUGGCUAUUGUUAACAGGCUCAGAAAAUUGUUCUGUUUCUUAAAAAGAAGCGCCAGUGUGUGAACUCUUCUGAAAAUCAGGUCUUGCUACCCUUGUCCAAGUAUCGGUUUGGGCACAGAUUAUCUAUUGUCACUUGGUGAAUAUAAAUGGACUUGAAAUCACAAUAAGUGAGCAGAGGAACUCUGUAUUUGGAUGUGCAAGCAAAACAAAUUCUACAGCACAUUUCUGUCAGUCUCAUCACUCAAAGAAAAUCCAUGUUCCAAAUAAGUGUGAUUUAGAUGGCCUGCUAAAAACCUUACAAAUAUGUGUUCGCCACACGCAAGGGAAUAUGCAUCCCAUACACACAAAAAUGUAUGCAUGCACACAUACUAUACAUAAACAUAAUUUUUGGCUUUCAGGUGGGUAAAGACAACCUUAAAACUAUGAAAUUAGAUGGGGGUCAAUACCUUUGUGACCACACUUUUCCCUUCUGAAUACUAAAGAUUAUAUUUUUGAGGACAACAGUGUGAUUUAACUAACAUAGUAUCCUAAAAUCAUCCUGCCCUUUUCCAAAUAAAUGAAGGAACAAUAAUAACAGAUGUAACAAAAAUCAGUAAAGUGAGAAGCAUCUAUGGUGACUUGGGAUUUUCUUAGGUGAUAUGCUUUUUUUUUUCCUCUGCAAGCACUUGACAGGGAAGAAUUGAAAAUUUACUAUGCUUUAAUAAUCUUUUGAAAUUUUAGAAAGUAAAGCAAUGUUAAGAUCCAGAACUUCUAAAAUCAUAGUUAAAUCUUUCAGUUUUUAUACUUUAGUUUAUAAUCAAUUAGAAAUUUCAAAUGUUUUUGAGCUAUAGCGAAAAAUGCAUUAUUGUUUCAUAACACCACUCUUUACAGAAGUAAAUGCAUCAAGGUAAAAGGAAUAAGCUAGAUUUUGGGUGCUAGGUAUUGAAUUGGGUUCAUGAAUGGCUUUCUGGGUAUGAAAGUUCAUGUUCGCUAUUAAACUCCAUAUUACGUGCUAGAAAAAAAUUAAAACUGCAUAUCUUAUGCAAUUCUAUAUGGUCAUAGUCUAUUUUGCCAGUUCUUAGUUUGUGACAUUGAAAACUAGAGUUAUAAGCAUGGAAGACCCAUCCGUUAAAUAUUAGAAUUUUUUGAAUCAACUGUUAUCCACUAAUUCUCAAAUAAGCUUUAAGAGAUGCUUUAACAAUCUCCAAUCUGCCCCCCCCCCAUUUAUUGUAACGUUCAAGUUGUAUCAAUUCUUCCCUUAAUUAUCACUUCAACAUUCUGUUUUAGAAAAUACAUGCAAAGGGGUAAUUGUGUUUUUUUAAGUUUUGCUUGCUGGUAUAAGUUUUUGUUUGCAAAUGAGUCCUGUUGAACUGAAGUAAGGGGUUAUUUUAUAUACAGGUAGUCCUCAACUUACAACAGUUCAUUUAGUGAUGGUUCAAAGUUACAAUGGCAUUGAAAAAAGUGACCUAUGACUGUUUUCACAACCAUUGCAGCAUCCCCAUGAUCAAAAUUCAUAUUACGUGCUAGAAAAUACUUGGGAGCUGACUUACAUAACUGUUGUAGUGUCCUGGGGUCAUGUGAUCACUUUUUGCAAUCUUCUGAUAAGCAAAGUCAAUGGGAAAGCCAAAUUCACUUGCUAAAUUAACUGCAGUGAUUCACAACUGUGGCAAGAAAAGUCGUAAAAAUGAGACAAAACUAAACUCAGUAACAAAAAUUUUGGGCUCAAUUGUGGUUGUAAGCCGAGGACUACCUGUACUUGCUUUUUUAGGAAAUAAAAGGCAAAAUUCCACAAGUCUAGAAUGUAUGAAAUCUCAACUCCAUUUAAAUGUUUAAGGCUUCAGGAUUUUGUAACUGCUGGGAUGGAGCUGGAACUGAAAUGAUAAGAAGCUGUAGUUGGUUUUCAUGCCAAGCUGAACAGCUCUACCCUAAUGGCAAAUGUCAUCAUUCUGGGCCCAGGUCUCCCACCAAAAAUUAAUCAAAUAUGAAUUAAAAGUAAGCAAACACAUUUACUUCCUCAAAAACAAGCCAUAUUUAUAAUACACAACUAUGCUAGGUUGACCAUCUUUAAAUUGUCUUUAUAUCUUCAGCUUUCCCCCUAAAUAUUUUUCUAGUAGCCAAUAACCCCUGCAUUUGCCUCAUAAUGGUUGUAGAGAAAAUAAUGGCUUAAAUUGAACAGCUCAAAGUUAUGUUCAGUAAAUCCUAGGUUGAGAUAAGAACAUGUGUUGCACUGUUGCAGUGGCUCCCUCAGUAAAUUACAUCCCAACCAUGUCCACUAAGCUGGUAUUGGUGGAGAUUGGUUUCCCUUUGUGCACCCGUUGGGGUGAAAAAAAUAAUUGUCACAUACAGAUAAAAUUGAUCUUAACAAUGAAGAGUCUACAUGUUUUUGUGCAUAUACAGAAAUGUACUAAGUAUAUUCAUACGAUUUAGAAAUUAUCUUCUUUCUAUCUAAAUCUACAAUGUUUUGCUCCAUGUUCUUCUGAAUGAUGUGGAAAAGUUUUAAGUAUGAUGGUUAUAGCAAGGACUAAACCUCAAUAACUUUUUUAUUUUUUCUAGCUCAGUAAUUUGUAAGAAAACCAACAGCGUCUGCAAGCAGGAAUUUAUAAAAUAAAUAUAUUUUGACUUUAA